Somion occarium is the source of this 2196-nucleotide messenger RNA. NCBI's taxonomy places the organism in Eukaryota, Fungi, Basidiomycota, Agaricomycetes, Polyporales, Cerrenaceae. The record is from the annotation of a GenBank genome assembly.
AAAUGAGCUAGUGGUAGACAGGAUGGCAGGACUCUAGGCUUAGCAGCAGGAACAGCCUCUGCUCCCACCUCUCGUUGUCCGUCCAGUACAUCUGCCCUCGUUUGUUUUCCUUUCUCUUGCCCGGGCCAUCUCCCGCAUUCUGUAGGACUCUGUUUCUUUUUUCCGCCUAAAACUCUGGGAGUCAUGCAGAUUCGCCUGGGGCUUCUGCAAUCCUUCCUUCUUCUCUCCCUAUUCUCUCAAGCCCGGGCAGCCAACUUCACUUUCACCUUCGGAAACCCCACGCAAUGUGAUGACUUUGCGAUAUCAUGGUCUGGCGGAGCUGCGCCCUAUCAACUCAUGCUUACACCCGUCUUUGGUACACCACGCGUUAUGAACAUACCCGAUUCAAGCUUUAGCAACGGGAAGGGCUCGUAUCAGACACCUUUGGAUUUCCCAAAGGGCCAGAAGUUUCUUGCAACGAUGUCCGAUGCUAGUGGCCUUGGAACAGGUGGGACAACGGACCUGCUCGAGGUUGGUGCGUCAGUAGGAAACGCUGGUUGUAACACGGCAGACCCAGGUGUUGAUUUCUUCUUCGAAUUGAAUACUGCGCUGCAACAAUGCCGACCAUUCACUUUUGGGAACUAUGUAGGGGCUGUACAACCCGUUACUAUCACGGGUGUUAUUCCUGGCGGACAGGCCUUCGUUCUGAAUCCUCCUGUUGGACCAACAUCGUACGAUUGGAAUGCGGACGUUGCAGCAGGUACUGGGAUUAUCUUCAUAUUGACCGACUCAAAAGGUCGGAAGGGCGGUAGUUCUGAUGUUAGGGUCGUUGGUGUAUCUGACGAUAACUCAUGUCUGAGCACGAAUUCACCGACAUCUGCGUCCAUUGUCCCUUCAGCUUCCACUUCUCAGGCUGCGAGCACAUCGGGAGGAUCUGCAGCACCGACGAGCACGAAUGGCUCGGGUUCCGACAACUCUUCAACUUCAAGCAAAAAGCCAAGCGGGGCGGUCAUUGCUGGAGCGGCCGCUGCAGGUCUUUUUGCUCUAGCUACCAUUGCAGUCUUGGUCAUGUUCUGUCUCAGGAGGAGACGCAAGAACAGAUAUGGUCAUCAGCGCUUCGGGUCCCUUGAUUUAACAAACGACCCUCCUCCAGGUCCAAUGGACCAUGCUAAUCUCCCUGUUGUCAACCCGUAUCCUAUGACACCUUCGUAUACUGGCAGUCACAUGGGGACACCAUCCUCACAUAAUCUCUUGUCACCCGAUGGGACUCAUUAUGCACAAUCCGAUGUCUACCCUCUAACGAACCCGUACGGUCCUUCUACGUACUCUCCCUCCGCGUAUGGUGCCUCGGCAUACGGUGCUUCCGCAUACGGUGGAGUCGCUCCAUCACAUGCGCGCAGUCCAUCAAAUGCAGAAUCUGCAGCAGCAGCCUCUUCGUCAAGAGGAGGCAGAGAAACUUUGAUGAGUUGGGGUGGCAACACUGUCUCAUCCGCUGCGAGACAAAAAGCUGCCGCAGCAGGCAUUCCCUUGAACCAUGCACCUGUGCCCGCGCGAUUCAUCCUACAUACGGAUCUGGAAGAGUCAGUCCCGCCUCCUCCAGCAGAGGAAGAAGUCAUCGAACUUCCACCUCAGUAUAGUGAACGACGAGCACCCAUACCCGGACUAGGGCCAACUGACAGCUUUGGCACCCCUCCAUCGCCGGCGUCUCCACCUCCACCCACAAUACCCACAAUACCAGGUCCUUCGUCGUCUCGGUCAUAGUGACUGAGGCGCGUUUUCCCAGAGGGAAGAUGCAUCUGUUGUUCGCUGCUGUCAUUAUUUAUCCUGGACAAUUUAUUACAACAGUGCACUGAUCUAUUUUAUAACUAUUCGCCAUAGACCCCUUGGUCUGCUUCAUUUUCUGAUACCUUUUCCCCUUCUCUGCGUACCCUCAUUCAAUCGGUUGUUUUGAAGGAUGCUUUGCAUACGUUUCGCCUUAUCACUGGGUGCUGUGGGAUUGUUGUGCUUUCUCCCAAUGUUGUGAUUUUUUUUCUCGUCACGAACUUCUUACUACCCUUUUUACCCUUCAUUCGCGCUUGAACAUUCGCUAGCCGUGACGAACAUUCUGUCCAACACUCUUUGUUUUAGUAACAUAGUAGACCAGACUUACAUUAGCGCAGCCGCCAUAACGAAACAAUGCCAUUGACUUGGCAAAUACAAGAGAUUCUUCUUUCUUGU